This is a messenger RNA of Clunio marinus, 192 nucleotides long. The record is from the annotation of a GenBank genome assembly. NCBI's taxonomy places the organism in Eukaryota, Metazoa, Arthropoda, Insecta, Diptera, Chironomidae.
AUGGAAGGUUCUUUUUCUAUAAUCUGUUGUGAAAAUAUCAAUCCUGAAGGCUUUGAAGUCAAUCAGCCACUUCAGAAAGCUCCACCAUCUGAACAAUUUGUUAAUCCACUUAGAAGCACAAUGCAGAAGAAAUUGUCUACUUUAGGAAAUCUUUAUUAUCAAAUGUUUAUUUUAAGCCCAACUAGCGACUAA